This is a messenger RNA of Polistes dominula (European paper wasp), 1110 nucleotides long. Its product is annotated as B-cell receptor-associated protein 31. Gene Ontology annotation, biological process: intracellular protein transport; endoplasmic reticulum to Golgi vesicle-mediated transport. The record is from RefSeq and is a predicted model, not a curated record. NCBI's taxonomy places the organism in Eukaryota, Metazoa, Arthropoda, Insecta, Hymenoptera, Vespidae. Gene Ontology annotation, cellular component: endoplasmic reticulum; endoplasmic reticulum membrane.
AAUUUAAUCACUUACUUAAAAUUGUUAUUUUGUUUCGGGACACGUUUGCUGAGCGUCCAUACGUAAAAAUUAAAAUCGGGAACGCACGAUGGCGAAUUGAGUUUUACGUGGUUGUAAAGUACCGGUACUUUUGGUGAAAUCAUCGAAAAAAUUUGUACAAAUCUCAAAGUGUAUAAAAAAAAAAAAAUUCACGUUUUAAAAUUAAUAAUAUAUUCUACAUUGAUUUCAAUCUUCAAGUUUGACAAUUCAAUUUUUUGCCAACGUACUUUUUGACCGAACAAGAUACAUAUAUUCACUUAUAUAUACAUAUAUACACAUAUAAAUAUAUAUAUAUAUAUAUACCAAGAAGAAAUAUGAGUUUGCAGUGGACACUGGUUGCUAUUUUCUUAUAUUUAGAAAUAAUAUUUACAUUAUUGCUAGUAUUACCUAUACUAUCUCCAACAAGAUGGCAGAAAUUUUUCAAAUCGCGCUUUGCACAAAGUUUAAAUUAUCAAUCGUCAACUUUUUUCUAUAUCCUAAUUGCCAUAUUAAUUCUAUUUUGGUUGGAUUCUCUUAAAGAUAUAUAUAAAUACAAUACUGUUGGAAGCCGUGCUGGAGAACAUGCUCAUUUAGAUGCAGAAAUGCAAGGAAACAUGAAACUUUUCCGAGCGCAAAGAAACUGUUACAUAUCAGGAUUUUCAUUAUUUUUGACUGUAGUUAUAUAUCGUCUUGUAAAAUUAAUCUCUUCGCAAGCUACGCUAUUAGCUCAAAGUGAAGCUGCUAUGAGACAAGCUCAAUCUGCUACGACCACAGCUAGAAGUUUACUUUCUCAAAAACCAAGCGGUGAAAGCGCUCAAAAUGAUUCUAAUGAAGCACACGAUAAAGCCGUUUCAGAAUUGAAAAAUCAAAUCAAAGAAUUGCAAGCUAAAAAGCUUGAACUUGAAACUGAAUUAACAAGAGAGAAAAAAGAUAAAGAAGCUAUCAAAUCUCAAGCUGAUUCUUUAGCAAAAGAAUAUGAUCGUUUGAGUGCCGAACAUGCUAAAAGUUUACAAUCGAGUGGAGAUAAAAAAAGUGAUUAAGUUGUUGCCUUCCUUUUUUCUCUCCACCAAAAUAAAAAUAAAAAUAAUAAUA